ACAGUGCCGGCAGCCACUGGACUUUUGUUGAAGAAGUAAGAUGAUGAAUUCGAAGAUGGAGAAGAAGAGGAAAAGCAACAUAAAUUCGGAGCUUCCACUCCAACCUGAGUUGAUAAAGCUAAUAUUGUUGAAACUUCCCUCCGGGAAUUUGCCCAGUUGUCGGCUCGUGUGUAAAGUAUGGAACAAUCUCGUCUUAACUUCUACAGUUGAGGCACUUAUUUGUGCACAAAAUUGGCUACGCUCAAAUGCUAUUACUAUUGACCUUCGACCGCAUUUGGAAGAAGUUUGUCGCGUUGAAGAAGAUUUCAACAAAUUUACAUUAGAUGAAGCAACAAAUAAUAACAUGGACAAGACUACGAGAGAAAAUGAUAAUGUUUCAUGA
Messenger RNA from Momordica charantia (bitter melon), 382 nucleotides. The record is from RefSeq and is a predicted model, not a curated record. Lineage: Eukaryota; Viridiplantae; Streptophyta; Magnoliopsida; Cucurbitales; Cucurbitaceae.